AUGGUCAGACCCUCGCGCUCUAUGGUCAGACCCACGCGCUCAUUCAUUGUGUUGCGCACGGAGCGGCAGAGCGGCAGAGCGGAGCGGCAGCGGCGCGGUAGAGCGGCAGCUGUACUGGGUCAAUAUUUGGGCCCGGAGCCUCGGAGCUGCAGCCUGAGCAGGCCCACAGACCCUGGGCUCGGGUUGUGUCUUUACCGCACAGACCCUGGGCUCGGGUUGUGUCUUACCGUACAGACCCUGGGCUCGGGUUGUGUCUUUACCGCACAGACCCUGGGCUCGGGUUGUGUCUUUACCGCACAGACCCUGGGCUCGGGUUGUGUCUUUACCGCACAGACCCUGGGCUCGGGUUGUGUCUUUACCGUACAGACCCUGGGCUCGGGUUGUGUCUUUACCGCACAGACCCUGGCUCGGGUUGUGUCUUUACCGCACAGACCCUGGGCUCGGGUUGUGUCUUUACCGCACAGACCCUGGGCUCGGGUUGUGUCUUUACCGCACAGACCCUGGGCUCGGGUUGUGUCUUUACCGUACAGACCCUGGGCUCGGGUUGUGUCUUUACCGCACAGACCCUGGGCUCGGGUUGUGUCUUUACCGUACAGACCCUGGGCUCGGGUUGUGUCUUACCGUACAGACCCUGGGCUCGGGUUGUGUCUUACCGUACAGACCCUGGGCUCGCACAGGGCCACACAGGUUGCAGUCUACCAGGUGGGCCGGCGCUCGUGGAUGGGCCCUCCCUCCUCACCGCGUUCUAGGACCACUUCUGUCGCCCCCUCGUGGCCCGUCGCCACGAGUCUGGAAGGAGAGCCGAGCCCGCCGCGGGACUGCUACCCGUCCCUGCUGGACCCCAAAGCCCUGACCGAGGCCUGUGGCUCCGAUGGGUUGAUUCCUGAAGGUGGAUACUGGCAGCUCUGUGCCGCCCGGCCCCUGCAGGGGGGGUUGUUGAGCUCCAGCUUCCCCCCGGGGCCCCUCCCUCUCUCUGAUGAGGAGGCGCUGGCCCCACCACCUGCCCCUCCCCCCGGGCCGUUAGCCCCGCCCCCUCCGCCCCCCCCUAAGCGCCACUGCCGGUCUCUGUCUGUGCCGGAGGACUUGUCGCGCUGCAGAUACACGUGGCGCCCGAGUGCAUCGCGCGUCUGGACUCCGGUGGCGCGGCACUGUCCUGGCGCCGUGGGGGGAGUGGCGUCGGCGGUAAGCGGGGCCGUGGCGGGCGCGGUUGGCGGGUCUUCUCUGAACUCGUCGCUGCACUCAUCCUCCAGCCCGACUUUCUUCAGCCUGGCGCUGUCUCCUGAUUCGCCGUUGCCGUGGAGCUUCCCGUGGGAGGAGCCAGGGGGCGGGGCCUGCUGCUGCUUCUUCCCAUCGCCGUCGUCAUGCUCCUCCCCCUCACCGCUGCACCCGCCCCCCCCUCAAAGACGCUUUUCCUUGUCGCCAGUGUUAAUCCGAGACUCUGGGCUGUUUCACCCACCGCACGCCCCUCCCCCUGCUCCACAAGCUCCGCCCCCAAACUCCGCCUGCAGCACCCCGUCCUCCCUGCGCCGGCCCCUCCCCCCUGCCCCCCGCUGUCACUCACAGCCCUGCGACCUGCUGCUGCUGAAGCCCGGGCUGAAGAGGAGGAGAGAGGGAGACCGAGCCCCAGGGAGACCCGGCCUGGACUUCACCAAGAUGACCCAGACGCGCAGCAUGGACCCGGGCUUCUGCCUGGAGCGCGGCCGGCUGGGCUCCUUCUCCGGCGGCGACGUGUGCAUCUCCAUGGAGCCGUUCCUGGGAGACUUCCGCGGGUCGUGCUCGCCGGCCGACCUUCUGGGGCGCAGCAGCAUCGGGCCCCUGAGCGAGAGCGACGAGGAGUGCCCCGAGAACCCCGACGAAGAGGAGGAGGAGGGUGAGGAGGGCGAGGCGGGCGACCGGGACACUCAGCCCGUGUUCGAGCGCGACUGUACAGAACUGGACCUCAACCUGAUCGAGGAGAACUGA
Knipowitschia caucasica is the source of this 1962-nucleotide messenger RNA. Lineage: Eukaryota; Metazoa; Chordata; Actinopteri; Gobiiformes; Gobiidae. The record is from the annotation of a GenBank genome assembly.